GUCUGCAGAAUCGGUCGCAGGAUUGAAACAGCAAAGAAUUUGUAUCUGGGAAUCUCAAACACAAGGAGUUCACUCACGCAGCCGCCGGUUCGCAGACACCCCAGUGAGUUUAAUAUGGAGAGAGGCAAGUCACCUGCUGUGUGGGUGAGGAAUGUACUCAGUUAUCCAGCCUGAAGAAAUAUUAGCCCGUUCACACCAUAUAUGAAAGGAUUCACCUGUUCUGUCUGCGGGAAUUAAUUAAUUUUGUCAGCCAAGCUGGAAAUACAUCAGAAAAUUCACACCUGUGAGAGACUGUUCACCUAUCCCAUGUCUGGGAAGAGAUUCACUCACUCAGGCAACCUGCUGUCGCUCCAGUGAGUUCCCAAGGGAGAGUGACCAUUCAACUGUUGUGUGUGUGGGAAAAGAUUCACACCAUCAUCUGGUCUUCUGACACACAAGCGUUUUCAUACUGUGGAGAUGCCGUUUACCUGUUCAGAUUGUGUGAAGGGAUUUCCUGACUCAUAUCAAUUGAAGAUACAUCAGCGACUUCACACUGGGGAGAGGCCAUUCACCUGCUCAGACUGUGGGAAGGGGUUCACUCGGCCAUCUGAACUGAAGCUACAUCACCGAGUUCACACCGGGGAGAGACCGUUCACCUGCUCGGACUGUGGUAGGGCAUUUACUCAGUCAUCCAGCCUGCAGACACACCAGCGACUUCACACUGGAGAGAGGCCAUUCACCUGCUCAGACUGUGGGAAGACAUUCACUUGGUCAUCUGACCUACGAGCACACCAGUCAAUUCACACUGGGGAGAGACCAUUCAUCUGCUCAGACUGUGGAAAAGGGUUCACUCGGUCAUCUCAUCUGAAGCUACAUCAGCGAGUUCACACUGGGGAGAGGCCGUUCACGUGCUCAGACUGUGGGAAAGGAUUCACUCGAUCCUCUGACCUGUUAGCACACCAGUCAGUUCAUACUGGGGAGAGAUCGUUCAUUUGCUCAGACUGUGGGAAGGAAUUUAUUCGGUCAUCUCAACUGAAGAUACAUCAGCGAGUUCACACUGGGGAGAAGCCAUUCACCUGCUCAGACUGUGGUAAGGCAUUCACUCAGCAAUCUAGUCUGCAGAUACACCACCGAGUUCACACUGGAGAGAGGCCAUUCAUCUGCUCUGACUGUGGGAAGGGAUUCACUCAGUCAUCCACCCUUGUGGCACACUACCGGGUUCACACGGGGGAGAGACCAUUCACCUGCUCUGAAUGUGGGAAAGGAUUCACUCACUCAUCCAACCUUGUGACACACUACCGAGUUCAUACUGGGAAGAGACCAUUCACCUGCUCUGAAUGUGGGAAGGAAUUCACUCGGUCAUCCAACCUUGUGACACACUAUCGGGUUCACACGGGGGGAAAAGUUUAAAUAAGUUGCAUUCUGGAUAUUUAACCACUGCGAUUGCUGAAUCCGGAGGCAAGUUCAAAGAUGACUGUUGGUGCCAAACUCUGCAGUUAUUGCUGCUGUUCAUCACACCCAGUUCUGCACUCUUGUCACUGGGCAUGAAAGGAGUUUCCUCUGUUGAUGUUUGCCUUUAAUGGGAUUGGAGUUUAAUAUUCUGGAUCUGUGACUAAUAAAUCAGUUCUAUUUUAAGCUCGUCUCAGGUACCUGGUGAAACUACAACACCUACAGUGUACAGUAGGGAAUCAACUCAGCCCAGCUGCUCCCUGCCAGACUUUCUCUACCUCGAUAGUCCUUUUAAAUCCAUCCCUGCUGUUCGCCUCUGCCUUUUCCUGUGGUGAUGGGAUCCAAAUAAUCACCACUCUGUGGGUGAGGUUUCCCUUGAAUUUCCUGCGCGACUUUUUGCAGAAUGAAAGAAGAUGAGCUGACUGUAGUUAUGUCUGAUAUGUUCUUCAUUUAGCAUAUUUCUGGGCUGAGGAAGAAUGUCAUUGACAGCUAACCUCCUACUUCCCUGCUCUUUUCAACAUUAUGGGCCAUCUUCACAGCUUCUCAAGGGCUCUGUCUCACACAGUCGGGUUCUUAGAACACACCACUGCUCUCCAAAGUCUGAAAGCAGAUUGGGGAAUCAUUAGUUGGACGUUCAAUGGAGUAGAGUUGGAAACCAGAGGCAGGUCAGGACAGGGCAGAGUUUGGGACUCUGGACAGUAGUAAGAGCACAUAAUGAUGAGCAGGGAAACAGCCGGUGGGAGUGGGGGGUGUUGCAAUGAAUGGCAGAGUAGCGACUUCUGGAAGCCGAUUGAUAGAGUAAAGAACUGGGUUGAAAUUUGACACACUAUGCCUGUUGACAGAGGGUAUAUUGCUUGUGGGAGCUUGUUGUUUUAAAUUGUUUGUUGUGUUCUCGUAAAAAUAUUGACUGGUUGAUACACACAGGAGGUACUGCAGAUGCUGGAAAUCUAUGCACACAAUGUGGUGAAGGAGCUCAGCAGAUCAGGCGGCAUCUAUGGAUGGGAAUAAACAGUAGAUAUUUUGGGCUAAGACCUUACAGGAAGCCCCCUUUCAAUGGCACUGCUCUUACCCAGAACCCUGAGAGGUUUAGAAUGUACUAUUGCUACGAAUUGAGUGUGCAGGUGCCGAGAAUCUGUUGGAUCCAAUUGUUUAAUUUUUAUUGUCAUUUUAUUUGCAGUUUAACAAAUAAUUAUCUACUUGUAUUUGAAGUAGCCUUUGUAUGCUUAACAGUUUAAUAUGUCUCUAAUGGUUGUACAAAGUAGAAUUCUGGAGCUUCUUUGCAAUUCAUUAAGUGAGUAAGUGUUUCUUCAUUGGUUAAGUUUUACUGCAGCACUGACAAGUACAUUCUAAUUGGAUCAUUGUCUAUAGAUCCGAAUGGAAUUUUUCUUAUCUUUGGGUAUAGAAGUAGUUGCUUUUUGCUGGGUGCCAUCUUUUGUUUUUCUCUCUCUCCUUCAAGUAGUAGACCCCUGUCACUGUUCUGUUCCUGUUCUAUUAACUUUUAAUAAA
Messenger RNA from Mobula hypostoma (lesser devil ray), 2934 nucleotides. RefSeq names its product zinc finger protein 239-like. The record is from RefSeq and is a predicted model, not a curated record. Gene Ontology annotation, biological process: regulation of transcription by RNA polymerase II. Gene Ontology annotation, molecular function: DNA-binding transcription factor activity, RNA polymerase II-specific; RNA polymerase II cis-regulatory region sequence-specific DNA binding. The coding region runs from base 457 to 1389 and encodes 310 amino acids. The transcript is spliced from 2 exons. Lineage: Eukaryota; Metazoa; Chordata; Chondrichthyes; Myliobatiformes; Myliobatidae.